Molecule: messenger RNA, 1839 nt
Organism: Penaeus vannamei (Pacific white shrimp)
Lineage: Eukaryota; Metazoa; Arthropoda; Malacostraca; Decapoda; Penaeidae
Source: RefSeq, a predicted model, not a curated record
AUGUCACGCCAGCUUUCCGUUCGCCGUUCCCGGAGGCCUCGGUCUGCCCCUGCCAUCCGCUCCCUCAGUUUUGAGGAAGAGGAGGCGGUGGAUGACCCCAGGCCUUCGAGUUCCAGGGGUGUUCCUCGCCUGAGGGAUGCACCUGACCCUCUCCUUUACACGUUUCGCCAUUCCUCUGACGAGGAAUGUGGGGACUCGGAAGAGGAGUACACGCCGCCAGCGAAACAUCGCAGGACCAAGGAUCAUUCCGGUGAGUUUUCUCCAUCCUUUGAUUUGAAAAAAGGCAGCGACUCGGAGGACGAGUCCGAGCUCUCCGACUGUGAGUCAGAGGAAGACUUCGUGCCGCUGGACGACACGUCGUUGGACUCUGACGAGAAUCUGGCCGAGUAUGUCAGGCGCCGCAGGGCUCGUACCGCCCCCGGUAUCUCCUCCUUUGUUUGGAGGAAGAGGGAGAACGAGCCACGGCGCUUCGACUUUACCGCAGCUCCUGGGGUCAAGGUUCCUGACCUGGAUGCUGAAUCCACACCUGAAGAGGUCUUCAGGCAGUUCCUGACGCAGGAACUGUUAGAAAAGAUCGUGCAGGAGACGAAUCGAUAUCUGUUUACAAUUUCUCAUGCUCUGGCUCUUGCAAACACGAUUUUUACAAUGCCAAUUCUCCUUGUCCUGCAGAUAUGUUGCGCAGAAUCCACGGACGCCUUCUGCCCACAUGAAGGGAUGGGAGGACACGACCGUGAAGGAGGUUCGUACUUAUCUUGGGCUGCGGUUCUUGAUGGGGCUACAGUCCAAGAGGCAAAUGCGAGACUUCUGGUCUCGCGACCCUCUGAUGUCGUCGGCGAUUUUCCCGAUCAGCUGACAGCAGCACUACACUUCGCAGACAACCAGGCCGAGCGUCAAGCAGAUGAUCGACUCUGGAAGCUGAGGCCUGUCGUAGAUGUGCUCGACAGGCAAUUUAGAGAAGUUUUUGUGCCAAACAAGGUCGUCUCCAUUGACGAGAGCCUUUGGGCCUUCAAGGGGCGCCACCAGGCUCUGCAGUUCGUGCCCAACAAGAGAGCACGCAGGGGAAUAAAGGUAUACAAGCUCUGCUCGAGUUUGGGGCCAGAGGCCGGCUACACCACCGCUUUUCGUAUCUACAUGGGGAAGGAUCGCGGGGACGUCCCCGCGAGCAUGAAGGCGGUGAUAGACCUGCUGGAGAGAGUGGACCUCAUGGACAAGGGGUACGAAGUACAUACCGACAACUGGUACUCGUCCCCUAGUCUGUUCCACCACCUACAAAAAAGAAAAACAAGCGCUGUCGGUACGGUCAGAAGCAACAGGAAGCAGAUGCCAACAGACCUGCAGGCAAAAGGACGAGGAAGUGUAGACUUCCGAAGUACAGACUCGGGUAUGCUCGCCCUUCAGUGGCUGGACAAGAGGCCAGUCACCAUGCUCUCCACGGUGCACACGAGCGAGAUGGUAGCUCUUCCUCCCAACCGCCAAGGAAUCCAACGAAUAAAGCCAAAGGUUGUAACUGACUACAACAACGGCAUGAAGGGAGUUGACUUCAGUGACCAGCUUUCAGGCUCCUACAAGUCCACGAGAAAAAACAUCAAAUGUCUCCUGAAGGAGGAAGACCGCCGAGGAAGGAGGAACCGCAUCGCCCGUGCUCGCUUUGCCCCUGCUGACCCUGCUGACCCACACAUGCCAGAGGACACUCCCCUCCGAAGAUGGCGACGAUGUUCCCAGUGUUGGAACAGAAAUAAGAAGAGGAAGGAGACACGGGUGAUGUGUCGCACCUGUGGAGUUUCCUUGUGUGCCUCACCAUGCUUCAAGGAGUACCACGCCACUCUACAUGCUCCCUGA